This is a messenger RNA of Coccidioides immitis RS, 630 nucleotides long. RefSeq lists its product as uncharacterized. The transcript is spliced from 2 exons. Lineage: Eukaryota; Fungi; Ascomycota; Eurotiomycetes; Onygenales; Onygenaceae. The record is from RefSeq and is a predicted model, not a curated record. The coding region runs from base 335 to 577 and encodes 80 amino acids.
CUUACGCUCUAACCCUCCCCCCUAAAAGCCGCCGACGUAACCAGGGGUGUGUGUGUGUGAGACGGGCCUGGACCAAGUGACGUUUUGAGAGAUUCAACAACAACAUCUCCUUGGCAACACAGAGACAAAAAGAUCCUCAAGCCCGAUCAAGGUCGUUCGCACAGCAGCGAGCCGGUUUGCCCUUCCAAACAGCUUGUUCGUUGGGGGAGGAAUAGACUUCCGCCGUCCAACCCACUCGCGAGUAUCAGUUAGUUAGCCUUUUUUUGCCGUCAUUCCUGGUUGGAACUUGCCAACCGAUCACGGAGGGUUUUCGUGCAAAGUCGGAGCUUUUCUGAUGACGCUGAGAGUUUCCCGCUGCGGGCGAAAACGACUCGACGUGGCGGCAAGACGGGGCUACCGACGGCUGCUUCAGCGGCUGGCAUCGAGAGAGAGAGACCGAGCAACGGCCGUGGGUUGGUUAGUAAAACCCAAGUGUACCACCACCCUGCUGCUGUGCACGGUCGAACGAACUCACGAGGCCCAUCCUCAAGGCGCCAAAAUACCCGCUGCCAUGCGUGCAACCCUCAAAAUCUAUUGAAUACAUAGUGUUGCAUGGCCGGACGUCACCACCAAUAAACUAGUUAAUGUUUA